AUGGAUACUCUCCUCCGUCAAUCGCGGGCUAUGUGCCCCUUCCUGCACAAGACCUCUCCCGCCACCCUCCGGUCCCUUUCGACCUCGACUGCCCAUGCGGCUCCGUCCCCCGGAGGAGGCGCGAUUUCGAACCUUCAGGUGCUUGCUCGACGAUGCCCGGUCAUGGGCAAGGCCUUGGCUGUUCAGAGUGCCCGCACUGGUUCCUUUGGACUCGGCGGCGUGUAUGGCGGAUCCAAGGCCUACACAGGACGUGCCCGCCUUCAUACCACUAGAGCCAAGGAUGCUCGUGCGGUUGAUGUUGGCCUUUUCGGUCACCAGUCGACCAGAUCUCAGCAGCAACAGCACCCGAAGCAUGCAGCUGCCGCCAACUCCGAGCCGAGCCCAACGAAGCACAAAUUGGCUCCGAGAUUUGAUUACGAGGGCUUCUACAAUGCCGAACUCGAGAAGAAGCACAAGGACAAAUCGUACCGCUAUUUCAACAACAUCAAUCGGCUGGCCAAGGAGUUCCCCCGCGCUCAUAUGUCGUCCAAGGACGAGCGCGUGACCGUCUGGUGCUCCAAUGACUAUCUUGGAAUGGGAAGAAAUCCUCAGGUGUUGAAGUCCAUGCACGAGACUUUGGACACGUACGGGGCUGGUGCCGGUGGAACUAGAAAUAUCUCUGGACACAACCAACACGCGGUAGCUCUCGAGGGCACUCUUGCUAAGCUUCACGCAAAGGAGUCCGCUCUUGUUUUUACCUCGUGCUACGUUGCCAAUGAUGCCACGCUAGCCACGCUCGGCAGCAAGCUCCCUGAUUGCGUGAUUCUUUCGGACAGCAGCAACCACGCGUCCAUGAUUCAGGGUAUCCGUCACUCUGGCACGAAGAAGAUGGUUUUCAAGCACAAUGACGUUGCCGACUUGGAAGCCAAGCUCGCCUCUCUCCCACCCGAGGUGCCCAAGAUUAUCGCUUUUGAAAGCGUGUACAGCAUGUGCGGAUCAAUUGGUCCGAUUGAAGAAAUCUGCGACCUGGCUGAUAAAUACGGCGCCAUUACAUUUCUCGAUGAAGUCCACGCCGUAGGCAUGUAUGGGCCACACGGUGCCGGUGUCGCCGAGCACCUCGACUUUGAGGCCCACGCUGCUGGCCGACCCAAGGGAACCGUCUUGGACCGGAUCGACAUCAUCACCGGAACCUUGGGCAAAGCGUAUGGCUGUGUAGGCGGAUACAUUGCCGGCUCUGCCAAACUUGUUGACACCAUUCGCUCCCUCGCGCCCGGAUUCAUCUUCACCACCUCUCUCCCUCCAGCCGUCAUGGCCGGCGCCAAAUCCGCCAUUGAAUACCAAAUGGAAUACCAAGGCGACCGACGUCUGCAGCAGCUGCACACCCGCGCCGUCAAAGACGCCCUGGGCGCCAAGAACAUCCCCGUCAUCCCCAACCCAUCCCACAUCAUCCCCGUCCUCGUCGGCAACGCCGAAGUCGCCAAGCAGGCCUCCGACAUGCUCCUCGAGGAUUUCGGCAUCUACGUCCAGGCCAUCAAUUACCCCACCGUCCCCGUCGGCCAGGAACGCCUCCGCAUCACCCCUACCCCCGGCCAUACCCGCGAGUACCGCGACCACCUCGUCCAAGCCCUCGACACGGUCUUUGACCAGCUCAACAUCAAGCGCACCUCCGACUGGGCUGCCCAAGGCGGCUUCCUCGGCGUCGGCCAGCCCGUCCCCAAGCCCCUCUGCGACCCCCUGUGGACAGACAAGCAGCUCGGCGUCGACCAGAUUGUCGCCGAAAUGAAGGCCGGCCAGGGUGCCGUCGGCAUCAUGGAAGCCGUCCUCGAAAAGGAAGUCAAGCAGACUGCCCAGGCCGUCGCCGUUGCCGCUGCCGCUUAA
Messenger RNA from Xylona heveae TC161, 1857 nucleotides. Its product is annotated as 5-aminolevulinate synthase-like protein. Gene Ontology annotation, molecular function: pyridoxal phosphate binding; 5-aminolevulinate synthase activity. Gene Ontology annotation, biological process: heme biosynthetic process. Gene Ontology annotation, cellular component: mitochondrion. Lineage: Eukaryota; Fungi; Ascomycota; Xylonomycetes; Xylonales; Xylonaceae. The coding region runs from base 1 to 1857 and encodes 618 amino acids. The record is from RefSeq and is a predicted model, not a curated record. The transcript has a single exon.